UUUAGUCCUGUUUUGAAUGAAUUGGUGUUUUCCACCUGCUUGUUUUCCUCUUCCUGAAAACAGAAGACUGUACAAUGGAGCCAAUGUUGGAUCUUUUGACAACGUCACAUGACGUGUUUAAAUGUGAGCUUCAUCCAACAGAGACAAACAGCUGAAAUCAAACGUCAGUUUCAUCCAACAGAGCAAAGAUGCAGUGGAGUCUGCUCCUUGUGAUGGGUCAGUGUUACUUCAUCUCAUGUCAACUCUACCAGUACCACUAUGUUGAAGAUACAAAGAACUGGACAGAAGCUCAGGAGUACUGCAGAAAAAAAUACACUGAUCUGGCCACAGUGUCUAACAUGACAGACAUGAAGAGACUCAUUAAAGAAUCUACAGGGAAUCAGACUGAAGCCUGGAUUGGACUGAACAACAGAGCAGAUGUCAACCGGACAUGGCACUGGUCUCUACCUGGAGUGGAGUAUAAAGAUAAUGGAACAAAAUGGGCUGAUGAAAGUGGAUCCACAAAGAUCCAUUUGAAUAAUGAAACGAAGAAGAACUGGAUUGAUGCUCAGAAAUACUGCAGAGAUCAUAACACAGACCUGGUCAGUGGAUACAACCAGUUAGAUGAAGGACAUGAAGUAGAACUCGGUUAUAAGAUACCCUAUUGGAUCGGCCUGUUCAGAGACACCUGGAGGUGGUCAGAUGGAAGCAGUUCCUCUUUCAGACACUGGAAUCAGACUCUGUCAUCAGGAGACAAAUGUGCAGUGACCAUGUUGAAUGAAAGAGGAAGGUGGAAGAACGCUGACUGUGAGGACCAAAAACCUUUCUUCUGUUAUGAUGAUAACGUGAUCCUGAUCAAAGAAAAUAAGACCUGGGAGGAAGCCUUGUAUUACUGCAGAGACAACUACAAUGACCUGGUCUCCAUCACUAACCUUGAUGAACAGAGAUGGGUUCAAGAGAGAGCCAAGAACGCCUCAACUCCUUUUGUCUGGCUGGGACUGCGUUACUCCUGCUUUCUGGAUUUCUGGUUCUGGGUCAGUGAUGAGGUAGUCAGCUAUAAGAACUGGGCCUCAGAUGGAAAGAAUGACGACUGUGACAUGUCUGGAGCCAUGGACACAGGAGGAGAACAUCAGUGGGUCAAAAUAAUCGAUAACAAGAAGUUUAAUUUCAUCUGUUCUAAGUCUUAAACUCACUGAUAACUGUCUUUUUAUUCAUAUACUCUGAAUGUUGGUUGUGUAUUAAACUUAUUCUUUCCAUCUGUCUUGAAUGGUGAACUGGGAAAUGUAGGAAUCCCAACGUGAAAUGUGUAAAAGCUGUCUUCAGAUUGUGAGAGGAAGAAGCUCCACUAUAGUCAGUUGUAAAGUAGUGCAGCUUUACUGUGGAUGUUUAAAGUGGAAUAAGUGGAUAAUGUGAUGUGAUGAUGUUAACACAAUUGUCAUGUAACUGGUGCAGAAACACCUCAAAGACUCCAGGUGUCAAAUAACCAGCACCAUUUGUAUCUCAAGUGUGAAGUUUCUCCUUCUUUCUCACUUUCUCUCCUUUCUAACGUGUAGACUUCUCUCACAACACUGAGCUCAUUUGCUUUCAAGAGAAAACAGGGAGACUAUGUUAUGUUGAAUCUUUUGCUGAUAUUAUAUUCUAUAAAAUGACAUGUAUGUUAUGGUCAAUUCCUGGGGCUUGCUUUAAAUGGAUAGUUGAAUUCUCUGUUGGCGUGUAAUGUUCAUUUACUUCAGUUUGUUCAUCUACAUCUUAUCUACCAUUGAAUAUAUAGACACAAGUUUAGAAGAUGAACCAUUUACCCAAUGUAUGUAAUCACA
Mugil cephalus (flathead mullet) is the source of this 1796-nucleotide messenger RNA. RefSeq names its product C-type mannose receptor 2-like. The transcript is spliced from 4 exons. Lineage: Eukaryota; Metazoa; Chordata; Actinopteri; Mugiliformes; Mugilidae. The coding region runs from base 189 to 1166 and encodes 325 amino acids. The record is from RefSeq and is a predicted model, not a curated record.